UAUUGUUUAAACGUGGGAGAUGGCUGUGCCACACAGUGCGAAAAGGGAAAAGUGGUAGAGACCCAAUAAUGAUAAUUUCAUUUCUUUGUGUUGCCGCGCUCUAUUUGUCUUCAGAAGGGUUUGACGAGGAUUUAUCAGAAGGUUGGACUUGUGCUAAAGACUGGUUCUACUUCAACGGCUCAUGCUAUCGAGCUUAUAACAAGCAACUGUCUUGGUUUUACGCAAGGGCCGCUUGCCAGGAAAACGGAGGGGAUCUGCUCAGCAUAAACUCUGAUGGAGAGCAGCAGUUCGUGUACCGACGCAUGGCAGUCAACAAAACGUUCUGGAUCGGCCUGGUGAAAGAUCAAAGUUCUAAAAAUUUCCGCUGGUCGAAAGGCGAGGAGCUCGCUUAUCUGAACUGGAUUCGUCACCCGGACAUUUCGGGUCGUGAGGAUUGCGGUGAGAUGACAGACUAUGGUUCAUAUCACGGCAAGUGGAACGACAAAUGCUGCUCCAAAAAACAGCCAUACAUCUGUGAAAAAGAUGCAGCAAACGGAAGAUAUUUCAAGAGAUCACCAAACACCCAGCUGACUAAGCAUGUGAUUCAUCAAUUGGUAGUACAAAGUGACAUUGAAUGUUUGCUUUGGUGUCGACGCUAUCAAAACUGCACAUCAGUUAAUUACAGACCAGGGGAAGCGCCAUCAACGAGCCUUUGUGAGAUAAAUGCUGCCAUCGCAAACGAGUUUCCUGAAGAUCUGGUCGAGAGCGAGGAAUGCGAUUAUUACGAGGCUUUAGGUUGAAGGUUGGACUUAUUAUUGGUCCCUCCCUUGUGAUCACUAGCAAUCAUGAACCAUUUAGUUUCUAACUCGGUAAUGUAAAGUUUCCUAUUUUCGCAGCAAGGUGUAUAAAUAAAUAAAUUCAUAAAUAAAUAAAUAAAUAAAUUAUCAUGAGUAAAUAGAAAAAAAUGUAACAAUGCCUGGUUGGGUUGGGUUGGGUCAAACUUGGCGUUUUUGAGUACCUUCUUUUAUCAACCAUUGUGUUCACAUACAUGAUGAAAAUGAUGGGCUAAAUUA
Pocillopora verrucosa is the source of this 1052-nucleotide messenger RNA. The record is from RefSeq and is a predicted model, not a curated record. Lineage: Eukaryota; Metazoa; Cnidaria; Anthozoa; Scleractinia; Pocilloporidae.